AUGACAAAGGCUCCAACGAACUCUCCUUCUGAGUUGGAACGUCUAGAGAAAGAGGAUAAGGUGGCGAGACCAUCGACCUCUUUCAAGGACCGCCUCGGCAAAUGGCUGGUACCUUUCCUCAUAGUGAUGUUGGUUAUCACUGGUACCUUCAACACUGUUGCUGGUAAAAUAAGAUCUGAGCCUCUUGGAGAGUACUCAGGCUUUGUCACUAGUAUCAUCGGCCAGUUUGUUUACUUUACCGUGUAUUGGAGUAUUCUCGGUGGAAAGGCUCUCCUCGGGUUUGUUACCAAAGAGGAGUUCCUCUGGGUAUGGACACCUCGAAAAGACGAAGACAUUGAUCCCUCCAAACGUGGUCUGAGGAGAUGGUGGGCACGUCUGCCUGGUAUCAAGUACACUUUCUUUUCAUCGCUGAGUGACGUGAUGGGCGAUAACUUUAUGUUCAUGACACAACCUUAUUUGUCUAUUAUCGUCUUCAAUCUACUUCAACAAGGUAUGGUCCCCUUCACCUUGAUCUGGUCUUGCCUCAUCCUAGCAGCAAGAUACACUUUGCAAGAGCUCUUUGGUGUUAGUUUGGUCGUUGCCAUGACUAUUGCCUCUGCUGUUACCUCUUCUACCAGUGAGGGGUCCAGCAGUGUUGGUAUGUCCAUCAUUUGUCUGAUGUCUACUAUGUUCCAAGCUCUAGGAUUUGUGAUAAAAGAGUACAUGUUCCGCGACUAUACUGCCUUUGCGGAAAAGCACAACUACAAACAGAAGAAUUUAGACGUGUUUGCUGUGAGUAGUUCUAAUCACACGUUUGGUAUCAUCUGGGUUUUCCCGAUAUCAAUUAUGGUCGAAAUGGUUCGAACGGAUGAGAACGUACUGGACGUCAUGGCAGCUGGUUUCGACACUCUACUGCAUGCUCAUGGUGCUAUGUCCUCAUUCGUUGUUUACAUGGUCAUUAACGUUUGCUUUAACAUCACCAUCUAUCUACUGGUCUCAUACGGGUCUAGUCUAUUAACAUUUGUAAGCCUCAAGAUCACAGUGCCCUUGUCUGCUUUCAUGUCAUUGAUUAGUUGGCCCUUGGUUGGCGCUGAUACGGUCACUUGGUUUGAAUGGUUAUCUCUGGUCGUUAUUAUGAGUGGCGUUGUCAUCUUCCGUCAUGGUAAUGGCAAACGUGAAAUGUUGGAGGAGGAGAACAAGCGUAUUGAUGAGUCUGGUGACACGAAUACUCCCAAGACUAUCAUUUGCUUCUGGCCUCUCUUCAGAAAAAGAAGAGGCAAGUCUCCUCAGGCAGCAGACGUCGAGAUCCCCGUGAAAAGUAGUGAAGUUAUCGAACAACGUGAGGCUGGUGUCAAUGUAACGACUAAGAACUCUAUGUAA
This is a messenger RNA of Perkinsus marinus ATCC 50983, 1359 nucleotides long. RefSeq lists its product as hypothetical. The transcript has a single exon. The record is from RefSeq and is a predicted model, not a curated record. Lineage: Eukaryota; Perkinsozoa; Perkinsida; Perkinsidae. The coding region runs from base 1 to 1359 and encodes 452 amino acids.